Molecule: messenger RNA, 1577 nt
Organism: Vanrija pseudolonga
Lineage: Eukaryota; Fungi; Basidiomycota; Tremellomycetes; Trichosporonales; Trichosporonaceae
Exons: 4
Coding region: 371-1507 (378 amino acids)
Source: RefSeq, a predicted model, not a curated record
CACUCUUAAAUUCAGCAGCACGCACUUGAACGCCAGAGAGGCAUCUCUGCCUGCGCUUACUGUUGUCAAAGAGACGACGGCCACGACGACGACGACAACGGCGACAAGGACGACAAGGACAAGACGAAUCGUUGUUGUAUUUGUUCUCUUUACACCGACGGACCAUUUGUGUUUGAACAGCGAGCAGCGCCCAGCCACCACCCCUCCGACCCGCUUCGGCCCUGUCACACACCCCACCUUACACCUUACUCCCACCGUCACACUUCUCUUCCACAACGUCCACAUCGCUCUCGACCUAAUGGCUGCAUCAUAACAGCCCUCGCCAUCGUCACUUGAUACCCUCUCAUUCACCACCCCUCGCGCCGCCGCCAUGGACCGCAUCGUCGACCCAAGGCGAUUUAGCUGGCUCGGGCCAAGCUGGGAUGCCUUCUCCGACCAGAUAUCAUCGAUGGAAACGGCACACGAUGUCCACCUCGCCCUCAUGCGUGGUGUCGCCGAGGUCGAGCCAGCCUACGUCCUGGCCGUGCUCAGAUCAUAUGUCGAGUUCAAGCUCAGCCGCGAACGCACCCCAGCAAAAGUUGGCACAAAGAUGGCCCACCUUGAAAAGGACUUGGUGGUCAAGGAGCAAAAGACAUACCUCGCCCAGUCGUUUGCAGUCAUCCGUGCAGAGUACUCGUUGCCGCUGUCACCGAUCCCGGCCAUUUCGUCGUUGCAGGCCGGCGAGCGGCGGACGAGGGUGAGGAGUAUGGCGCUCGAUGCCUGGGCCGGGCCGUACGUCGUUCCGACGCAGGCUUUCCCGACAGACGACACGGACGAGGAGGUGAUCGGUAUGGACGUGCCGACGGGCGAGCUGGCACGCGCGAUACGUCACCUGUCGACGCUGUCGCUCCACACCGCGACUUGGGUCCCUCCGUCGUACGCGCAGGCGACCGACGCGAUCGCCACCGAGAACCAGAGCCGCACGCUCGAGGGGCGCAUUGAAGAGCUCGAGAGGUUACUCACUAUCGAGGCUCGACGACGUGGCGAGCUCGAACAGCAGGUGCGCGAGGUCAAGGAGGGCAAGGGACGCGCCGAGGAGCGCGUGCGCGAGCUCGAGCGAUUGCUCGUCGACAUGGUCAGUCGCGCCGCCGGCACCCCUGGCGCCCCGACCGUGCCGACUCCACGGCCCGUGUCACUGCUCACGAUUGGCUCGGUGCCAAUGGAUAUCGGCUCGAUCGGCACCGUGCCACUAGCUGCGCCUGCACCUGUCACCGUGCCCGUCCGAAAGGCCUCCCUCAAGGCCAACAUCAUGCGGCCGGCCGCGGCCUCGACGGUCUCGCUGGCUGCCGACGUGCCCCCGCCUAUCCCACAGCGCCACCCAGGCCGGAUAUCGCACACGAAGCGUGAACGCCGCACGUCGCGUAUCCACCUCCCGCCGAUGCCGCGCGUCAAGCCCCUAUCGUGGAUCGAGGGGCUGUCGAGCGGGAGCAACAGAUCGUCGGCGCAGGCGGUGAGCGGGCACGCGUAGGUGUACUGGUAGACUAGACGGAGUAUCUUCACAGCAUGGUUUGUUUCAUUGGUUUGUUGCGAAUGCACAG